Messenger RNA from Pelobates cultripes (western spadefoot toad), 963 nucleotides. The record is from the annotation of a GenBank genome assembly. Lineage: Eukaryota; Metazoa; Chordata; Amphibia; Anura; Pelobatidae.
AUGUCGCAGCGGCAAAAAACGAAAGCAGGGAAGUCGGACCGAGCCUCAUUCUUCCUCACAAAGACCGCGGCCUCCAAGCAGAGUGAGGAGCAAGAUGGCGGCGACCAAAACAGGCGGGAACACCCCCCCUCACCUCAGACACCACCUGCACAAGCAGAAAAUGAACAGCCCCUGACAAUGAGAGCCAUCAGAGAAAUGAUGGCUGAAUUCUCAGACAAUAUACAGCUGAAUAUUAAAAAACAGCUCCAAACACUGACAGCUGAAUUACAUAAGGACAUCCAGGACAUUGGCAACCGCACCUCCCAGAUAGAAACAAAGAUGGAUGAAUAUGCAGUAGCACACAACAGCCUGGCUGACAAACUGCAGGAACUGGAUGACUCUCUAGAAGCCCACAGAUUGAAACUAGCAGACAUGGAGGACAGGGCUCGGAGGAACAACCUCAGAUUCCGGGGGAUCCCGGAAUCUGUACCAAAUGCAGAACUGCAUAACUAUUUAUUAGACAUGUUCCAGUGCCUCACACCAGAAACCCACCCAGAUCAACUCAUCAUAGACAGAGCACACAGGCUGCGCAGACCAAAGCACCUGCCCACGACAGCCGCACGUGACGUGAUUGCGAGGAUUCAUUUCUUCCACGCCAAAGAGAGGAUAAUGAAGGCCAGCAGAAAGGCGGAUAUGCCAGAAGCCUACUCGUCAAUCAAGAUCUUUGCGGAUCUCUCAGCGGACACGCUACACUUCAGGAAAACCAUGGGACCGGUCACCUCCGCCCUGCGGGACCACAACGUGAACUACCGAUGGGGCUACCCGGCCAAACUUUUAAUUUCUUACCAAGACGCAAUACACCCCGUCAACACAGUGGCGCAAGGUAUCCAGCAGCUAAAAGAAUGGGGACUCCCGAUCCAGAACCUACACCCCACCAAAGCAGCUAAAGUCCCGAGGAUGUCCCCGGAGUGGACAACACAAUGA